AUGUACAGGUAAGGUCUUUAUAAAUAACGCAGGCCAGCUGGCUGGGAACCUUAGAAUGACACAGCAUGCUCUUCGUAGCGUUCGUUUGCGGCUUUCUCGGGAUCACGUCAGCAGAUCCAUUCAGGGAAGAAUUAGUAUACCCGGAACUACUUCAGGAAAGGAGUGAAAACGGGGAGCUUCUGCUGCGAAUUCAGGACACGACUUUGCGCCUGAAGAAGAGCACGGUGCUGGCCCACGACCUUUUUCUGGACACGACGAGCGACGGCGAUGAAAGCGAAUACACGCUUUGGAAUGGAACCAGCCUAGAAGAGAACCUUUACCAUGACAGUGAGCACCAGUCAUCGAUUAUGUUUCACCAAGUUAACAGUACAGUAAAAGUGGAAGGCAUUCUCAGCCCAGACUGGAGAAUCGCAGCUCUGUCGUCGGUCGAACGCUCGGAAGAUGCUGCAGUGCCCCACAGGGUUUACCGAAUUCAAGGCACAGACAUCAUGAACGAUCUCGCUUUUCGUGAUCUUAAUAUAAACAUUCCUGUGUUCAGAAGACCAAGACGAACAACGUUAGACCGGAUUAUUCCGAGGAAGAAGCUUCCAAAGGAGUACGUCGCUGAAAUAUUUCUAGUAUCCGACCGCCGCCAUCAGAAACAGUUCGCGACAGAUAAGGAACUGAUUGCCUACUUCGCCGUAAUGAUGAACGCAGUGAACGUUUGGUAUGAAGGAAUGAAGAAGCCCUAAAGUAAGGACCAAGAUCGUCGGAAUCUCACGGUUCAAAAAAGGCAUCAAUGACGUAACAGCCGGUCGUUUUCUGCUCGGCGAGGCUACUCUGAAAAAAUUCAUCAACUAUUUCAAUAGAACGUUGUCAAGAGAUCCAGACGCCGUUUACGUGUUCACAGGACAAAACCUCGCUACACUCGACUAUACAGGAAAAGUUAGUGGCAAUCUUCUUGGUAUCGCAAUACUAUCAUCUCUUUGCACUGCCCUCAAGGUCGGACUGGGCGAAGACACGGCCGGCACCUUCAGCGGAGCUUACAUCGCCGCCCACGAGAUUGGCCACAUCUUGGGCUCGUCUCACGAUGGAUCCCCGGGUCACCCGUCGAUUCCAAACAACAGGGGCGGCAGACCGUGUCCUUGGCAAGAAGGAUACCUCAUGAGUUACGUGGAUGGUGGCCUCAAGAAGUACCAGCUUUCACCUUGCACCAAGGCUCAGAUACGGGGGCUCAUCAGUAUCAUAUCUGACAAGUGCUUGGCGGAAACGUCCUCAUCAAGUACGAAAACCCGAA
Messenger RNA from Rhipicephalus microplus (southern cattle tick), 1276 nucleotides. Its product is annotated as venom metalloproteinase BumaMPs1. Gene Ontology annotation, molecular function: metalloendopeptidase activity. NCBI's taxonomy places the organism in Eukaryota, Metazoa, Arthropoda, Arachnida, Ixodida, Ixodidae. The record is from RefSeq and is a predicted model, not a curated record. Gene Ontology annotation, biological process: membrane protein ectodomain proteolysis.